UCGCCGGUUCACCGUCCCCAAGACAUGAGCGUGCCACACACACACACACACACGUCGGACUGAUUGUCAGACACAACAGAACCAGUUUUAGCUGUAGUGCAGCACCGAUUACGCAGACGGGACUCUCUCUCCUCAUCGACCCCGUUCCCUCUCACAGUGUGCGGAGGAAAGAGAGAGAGUGAAAAGGCACCUCUAAUUAUUCAGACUGAACGGAGGCAUGAGCGAUACCCCCCUCCUCUCUUUCUCUGCGCCGGAACCCGGGUGACUGGAGCGCGCGUGUCACAGUGACAGCUCCACCAACCAAAGAGACGAGACAGAUUAUCGGGAAACGGACUCUGUAGCUUUGUUGAACACUCCGUGCUGCAACAGCAAACACCAAAACCUCACGCGCUCUUUUCAGAGAACGGACACAGCUUCUGCUGCGCCUGUGUCUCUGUCUGCUUUUUUUCUUCCGAGAGACUCCAGGGGCGCAAUACACCUGUCACCAGCAUCAAACUCUGCUCGGUAAAUCUGCUCGAGACGUUCUCAAUGUCAUCAGAUAUCGCCACACUAAACACCCUCGCCUCUCCCCAGAACUGAAAGGAGAGAGAAAUGAGAGAGGGAUAGUCGAGAGAGGGGAAAGGGAAGAAGGAAAGAGAGAUAUAAAUAAUAACUGUUCUUUACCAGGAGCUAGAUUUCUCAUUUUACUAGAACAUUGGCAUGGAAAGCUAGCGCAUCAACAGGCUACAAAUCCUACCGCCCUGACUAUUUAACGGACCCUCAGUGCAUAACUCAUGCUUAUUUCUGUAAGCAACCUGAAGGAUUAAUUUAAUAACAAAGAAGAAACACUUUUUAUUGAAGUUCCAUUUUCCCGGAGGAGUAGCUGAAUAUCCUCGCCUCCCCUCCCCUUGGUCGGACUCGGACUGAGAGGAGGGACACUUGACUCUGCUUCACCUGGUGAAGAGUGCGGUAAACCGGACAGACCGACGUCCGCACACACGCGAACCCCUGCGCAUGGGGGAGCGCGGCCCCACAAGGUCGGAUGUCGUGCAGCACGUGCUAUUACCUGGUCAUCAGCUCCACACACCUGAGCAACGGCCACUUCCGGCGUGUAAAGGGUGUCUUCAGGGGACCACUCUGUCGCACGGCCUCCAACCAAUCACCGGAUCAUGGUGAGAGUGCAGCAGGUACAGUGGAGAAUGAUGGGAAGUCGAGUUUCUUCUGUCAGCUGUGUGAAAAACAGUACCUGAGACACCAGGAGUAUGACAACCAUAUCAACUCCUAUGACCACGCACACAGACAGAGACUAAAGGAGUUGAAGCAGAGGGAGUUUGCUCGGAACGUUGCGUCUAAGUCGUGGAAGGACGACCGCAAGCAGGAGAGAGCUCUGAGACGCCUGCACCAACUAGCACUGCUACGACAACAGACACACAGGGUACCAGGCCAGGUUGUUAGGUUCCGAGGGACAGUGAGAGCUGAGAUCCAGCAUUCAGAGAGACACUGUGGAGAGAGAGACAACAGACCAGGGGACCACCAUGUCCCCUUGACCCAAACAGGGUUAAUCCAAACCACAGGGAACUCCCAGCGACCCGCUGUUACCCUACCUCUAACCCAGCCCCAGACCAUCCCUCUCAGCCUCCAGGUAGAGGACUCCCCCCAGCUCCAGACCAAGCCUCUCUCCAACUCCCAGCCCCAGCAGCCAGAGGACCCUACCAACAUACCCAUCUUCUCUGGAGGGCCCAUCCAAGCCUCCCCACCCCCAGCCUUGCAUUCCAGAUGUGGACCUUCACUGGAGGAUCCCCAGCCUCGCCUGAACAGCUCUCCCCAGGACCCUGCCUUUCCGUGGGGCAGAGGCAGAGGAAGGGUGGGGGUCUCCUUCUGUUUCUCCAGGAGGGGCCCAAGGCUAGAGCCAUCUGCCUCUGUCUUCUCAGACCAGCAAGAGGAGGAGGGGAGUGGAGGAAGAGGGCAGAUGAAGAAGGGAAGGGGAGGAGAUGAGCUACGCCUGUGUCACCCAGACAACCUGUUACUAGGGCAACCAACCAACAGCCUUCACCCCGGAAACAAGACAGAACCCUCAGGCAGGGAAGAGGGGGAGGAGAGAAGAGAGAAGAGAGGAGGGGAGGAGAGAGACAGGUUCUCUGCUAGCCAUGACUCAGGCUGUCCUACCCGGAACGCCAGACUGAGAGAAACAGACCAGAGCCCUGAACACGGGACAGCAGAUGAGAGGGAAGAGAGAGAGGAGGGGGAAGAAAGGGAGGAGAGGAACAGGAGUACAGAGCACAGACAACAGGGCCAUGAGGUGAAUCAGACUCCUAUGUCUUCUUAUCUCCAUGUGGUUACCAGAGACGGAUCCACCCAUCUGCGAUGGCCAGUAAAACUGCUGCAGUUUACCACAGCCAAACCUCACCUCUCCUACAGCUGCAAGCCCACACACUGGCAACCCCACACCAACCCACUACACUUUAACCCUGAACACAACCACUGUCAAACCAAGUCACACUGUAACCACUCAGCAAGCCAGCAGGAGACAGAGAAACACACAGAGUCCGACUCCCUCAUGUUCUCUAGCUCCCAGCCUCCUCCUCAGGACACAGAAAAUGUAGAAUCCUAUACAGAUCUAUAUACAGAGACAGGCGGGACAGAUGAGAGAUCCUCAUCAUCCUGUCACGUUGUAGAGAAGACAGAAGCACAUGGAGUGACAGCAGCCUUCCAGGCAGAAGCAACAGUGCCAGAGAGUGGAGGUGAAUCUGGGUUCAGAUGGCACCACCCCCUCUUCGGGAACGGUGACCCCCUUUGUGGUGACAACACUCACACAAACCCCCACAAUCCCCAGGAAGGCAGAUUAGGAGGACAUGUGAGACAGGAGAGAGAACGAGCCAUCAGAACCCCCAGGCCUAAAUUAGAGGCUGUCAUCCAGCCCCGUGCCGCCGUGUGUGUGUGUGCAAGCGAGGUUAGAUGUGUGUGUACGCACGCUGCCAGCUCGCGCACACACUCCGUGGGCGGUUCAGUAAGCACUCUGACAGAUAUGUCAUGCCGAAAUGUAAACGACAGCACAAAGAAGAAGAGGAGGAAAGGGGAAAGGUAUAAUGGGACUUCAAACAAGUGUGAGGGAGAGCGGCAGCGUCUUAGGAGCGUCAUAACCUCUGUUUCCACCUGGUGGGGCGGAAAGAGGAGAUGUGACGGAGACAGAGGGGGAGAAGGAGACAGGGAAAUAGAGCGGGAGGGAGAGACGGGCGGAAAGAGGAGAAGAAAGGCAGGGGGGAAGAGGAGGAGGGGUAAGAGGAGGAGGGGUGGGACUCUGUGCCUGGUGGGGGAGUGUGACUCUGAGUCUGUGCCCUGCUCUGACAGACAGAGGCUUCACAGGAGUCACAGUAGAGACCAACAUCACUAUAUCUAUAACUCUGCCUCCCUGUUCAACACAGCACAAAGAGUCAGAGAGAGGACGGAGUAUUACAGCUCAGAAUCUCAGCUGUAUAGAGAGAUAGUCAGAGAGAGAGAUGGAGAGGUAGAGAGAGGAGAAAGGGAGGGAUGGCCUUUCAACUGGUGUUCAGACUCCUCUCUGUGUUCUACUUCCGGGUCGCCCUGGGGAAAGGCUCACAACCUCCCAGUGGCAUAUGGUCUCCACAGUUGCAGCGGGGACAAACCAGUCUACAGUCGUCAUGACAACAUCCCUGGUAGCAACAUUUCCUGUAGCCCAGUGAGGAAGAGUAAAUACAUCCACAGAAACAGGAAAUACAUGAAUAGAAAGUGGUCAGAGAGUGAGGAGUGGGAGAGAACAGAGAGUGGGAGGAGGGAGAGCUGGGAUGGCGGGAGUAGAGGCUGGUGGGAAAGAGGGAGCAGGGAGAGGGGUGGUAGGGAGAGAGGGAACAGGGAUAGGGGAAGUAGGAGGCAUGGUUUGGUAAGCAAGGGAUCCAACCCUGGAGAAGUCAGUGGAGGGGGCUGGCAUGGGUAUCUCUUGGCCCCCAGUCACAGGACUCUGGAGGGGGACAGGGGAUGGAGGUCUAGUCCUGGAGAGGUCUGGGACAGGGGACCAGGGAACUCAAGCCCAGACAGAUGUACCUGGGGCAGCAGUGACAGUUGGGAGGAUAGGAGGACAUACUGCAGGGAGGACAGAUACAGCUGGGAUGACAACUGGGAGAGACAGAGGUCCACUGAAGGUAGAAAAAGCUGGAGCAGGUGGGAGAAGGGAUCACAACCUAGCCCCAGCCCUGAUCGUUUUAGCUGGGACUGGGUUACCAGAUGCCCUGACCAUAGACACAGCCCCAGUCCUGGCUCCCAGUCUGUCCCCAGUGUGCAGGUUACCAGAUGCCCCAUCUCCAGCACCAGCUCCUGGCCUGAUUCUAGCCCUGACUGGCUGCCCCGACGGCCCAGCCCUGGCUCCUGUAGCAGCAGCACCAGUGUGUCAGACCUGAGUGGGGGGUGGAGUAGUGUUAGUACCCGCUCAAGACUCAUCUUGACUGGGAGAAAAACAACAGGGGUGCCCAGGCGAGCACCAUCUCCCUCACCCACAAAGGAGAAACACCAAGCCCCCAGCCUCAAACCUACUCCUCCUAGACCUCUGUCCAGCACUGAUACCACCCAUCCACAGGACAGGAGCCCCAACCCCACAGCACAGCCUACAUGUCUCUCAGACAGAGAGCCUAAAGCCCCCCCAAAGCCCAGAGAGGGGAACCCCAGCAGAACUCUGCACCUGCCACUUAUCGGGAAACUACCAGCGAUCAGGAGAGGAACUAAGAGACGAGGGGCAGAAAGAGAGAGGGAGGGCCCUGACCAAACAGAGAAACAGGACCACAAUCAAGACCACGUCCAGACACAGGACCAGGACCACAACCAAGGGAAGGAGAGUAUGAAGAAUGGAGCGGUUCAAAGUGGUCGACCGUGCCCUCAACCCCUCUCGCCUCAGAGCCUUGAGAAAACUGGAGAGGACUCAUCCUGUCCUUCCCUGACAUCACAUCCUGCUGUGACCUCAUAUCCUGCCCUAACUUUACCUCACAGCGGUCAGUGGUCACAAGGCCCCUCCCCUCCUCUGGCUCAACAGCCAAUCAGUUUCAGCGCUGAGGAGAUGGGCAAGUAUCGCUGUCUGCAGGAGCAGGCACGAGAGCACAUGCAGAGACUGCUACAGGGGACAGAGACACACACACUGGCACACACACACCAUACCCCCUCCCCAGAGCCAUACACACACCCCACACACACACGUACACAUGUGGCACAGACUCAAGAGAAAAACACACACGCCACUUCCCUAAAUACCUCUCUAAAGCUAGACGCACACCCCGUACAAACACAGCUCUUACAGACACACUCUACCCCCAGCCUCCCCCCUCCUCAUCCCCCUGUCCCCAUACCCCACCCUCCUCCACUCACCCUUCAUCCUUUCAUUCUACAACACACAUCUUUUAGUAUGGCACUCUCGUCACCCUCCUCUACCUCUUCCUCUCUCGCCUCCCACACCUCACCACCUCAUCACCUGACCCUCCUACACCCCCCUCUCCCCCAUCCAUUCUCUAUCUCUUCUAUCUUUCCCUCCAUCCUACUCUCCCAUCCUCCUCUACAUCUCCUCCCUCCCUCUGCCAUCCACCCCUCUCCCCUCACCACUCUCUCCCCCCUCACACUGCCACCGCCGAGACCACCGUAUCCAGAAAGACUUUGGUCAUUGAGGUUUCAACAGAAAGCAUUAUGAUGCUCUCUGAUGACAUCACAUAGUAAUACAAUGCCAUGUUAGCAACUCCUGGACAAUUAUGUCCCAUACAGUAUAACAAUCCACAGAAUUUUCUUAAUUUGUGUGUGUAUGUGUGCAUGUGUUUUUGUAUGAGUGCAUGCGUGUGUGAGCAUGUGUGUGCAUUUCGUCGCUGUCUGAUGAAAACCUUUUAACUCCAUUUUUGCCCAUUUUCAUGUUUAUACAUGUAUUGGAAGCAUUAACUCCCCUCAAUGUACUCAAAAUAGCUUCUGAAGUUUCAUAAUUGUAUGUUUGUUAAUAAAAAAGAACACAUUUAAAUCCUGAAAAGUUGGAGAUUAGGUUUUCCUUCGACAGUGACUGUGUGCGCGAGAGAGAAGCUCCUUUUGAUCCCCAUUUAAGUAUGAAUCAAGGGAAACCGUGCACCUGCUAAGACUAGCUGGCUUUCUCUCAUCUCUUUCUUCCUCUCUGAACGUUAGGCACACUGGCUUUCUUUUGAAGUACCGUAACACCUGAGAGAGAGCGACAGACAGACAGACGCUCAGGCUGUGAGCAGAGCAAUAGGCCCAACCCCCACUCCUACACCCGCCCAAGGCCCAUUCAGCCCCAAGCACAACACUGGACACUAUGGAACACAAAGCUUUUACUAUAUCAUGCUAGAAUAUCCAAGGUCUGAGGUCAUCUGCCUUUGGCCUAAAGAGCAGGAACCCAGACUUCACCAAAGACAUCAGAAAUACAGACAUUGUCAUCCUACAAGAAGCAUGGUAUAGAGGAGACAGACCCACUGGUUGCCCUCUAGGUUACAGAGAGCUGUUAGUCCCAUCCACCAAACUACCAGGAGUGAAAAAGGGAAGAGACUCAGGGGGUAUGCUAAUUUGGUGUAAAUCAGACCUAGCCCACUCUAUUGAAUUAAUCAAAACAGGAGCAUUUUACAUCUGGUUUGAAAUAACAGAGAAAAAUGUUCUCCUGUGUGCUACUUGUAUACCUCCACUAGAAUCCCCAUACUUUAAUGACAACAGCUUCUCCAUCCUAGAUGGGGAGAUCAACCCUUUUCAUAUUCUAGUCUGUGGCGACCUAAACGCCAGAACCAGUCAAGGACCUGACACUCUCAGCACACAGGGGGACAAACACCUACCUGGAGGUGACAGCAUUCCCUCCCCAAUAUGCCCCCCCAGACACAACUUUGACAAAACAACCAACAAAAACGGGUCACAAAUCCUGCAACUCUAUCGCACGCUGGGUCUGGUAGGUUUUGAGGGGACUCCUUCAGUAGAUACACUUAAAACUCAUCCCUUGGCAGUAGUACUGUAGACCACUUUAUCACCGAACUCAACCCAGAGUCUCUCAGAGCGUUCGCAGUCAGCCCACUGACACCCCUAUCAGAUCACAGCAAAAUUACAGUUGCUUGAACAGAGCAAAACUCAACAUGAGGCGUCAAAGCCGAACAAACUGCAUGCUAUUAAGGAAUGUUAUAGAUUGAAGGAAAGUAGUGUAGAAACCUACCAAAAAACAAUUGGCAAACAAAAAUGUAAUCCCUCUUAGACAACUUCCUGGACAAAACAUUUCACUGCAAUAGUGAAGGUGUAAACCUGUAGUAGAAAGCCUAAACUGAAUAUUUGACCUUUCAGCUUCCCUAUGAAAUAAAACAAUUCCAAGCAGACAACCUAAGAAAAUUAACAACAAUGACAAAUGGUUUGAUGAAGAAUGCAAAAACCUAAGAAAGAAAUGUAGAAACCUAUCCGUUCAAAAACAGAGACCCAAAAAACCUGAGCCUACGUCUUCACUAUGGUGAAAUAUUAAAUCACUACAUAAAUACACUAAGGCAAAAGAAGGGACAGCACAUCAGAAAUCAGCUCAAUGUAAUUGAAGAAUACAUAGAAUCAAACCACUUCUGGAAUCAACACAAAGAGCUAUCUAUCCAAAAUGGAGAUGUAUGGAUAAACCACUUAUCCAAUCGUUUUGGUCAUACACUCUUAGAAAAAAAGGGUUCCGUAGGAGAACCCUUUAUUGUUCCAGGUAAAAUCUUUUUGGGUUUCAUGUAGAACCCUCUGUUGAAAGGGUUCUACAUGGAAUUGAAAAGGGUUCUACCUGGAACCAAAAAUAGUUAUUCAAAGGGUUCUCCUAUGGGGACAGCCAAAGAACCCUUUUAGGUUCUAGAUAUACAUGCUUAGAAUGUGCUAACAAAAAACAAAGAGCAAAAACGUAUGCAUGAUAAAUCACAAAUAUUGAAUCAACUAUUAAAGACAACCAGAACCCACUGGAUUCUCCAAUUACAUUGAAUGAACUACAGGACAAAAUACAAACCCUCAAAAGGCCUGUGGGGUUGACAAUAUCCUUAACAAAAUAAUCAAAUAUACAGACGUCAGCUCUGGCACCUUCUCCAAAAUUUGGAACCAAGGCCUGAUCACCCUAAUCCACAAAAGUGAAGACAAAUCCGACCCCAAAAACUACCAUGGGAUAUGCCUCAACAGCAACCUCUGGAAAAUCCACUGCAGCAUCAUCAACAGCAGACUCCUACAUUUCCUUAGUGAAAACAAUGUCCUGGGUAAAUGUCAAAUUGACUUUUUACAAAAUGACUGUACGACAGACCACGUAAACUGCACACCCAAACUGACAAACAAACAAAACAAAAGCAGUCUUCUCAUGCUUUGUUGAUUUCAAAACAAGCUUUUGACUUAAUUUGGCAUGAGGGUCUGCUAUAUAAAUUGAUGAAAAGCGGUGUUGGGGGGGAAAAUAUACAACAUUAUAAAAUGAAUGUACACAAACAACAAGUGUGCAGUUAAAAUUGGCAAAAAACACAGAUUUCUUUCCUCAGGUCCAUGGGGUGAGACUGGGAUGCAGCUUGAGCCCCACCUUCUUCAACAUAUAUAUCAAUGAAUUGGCGAGGGCACUAGAUCAGUCUGUAGCACCCGGCCUUACCCUACUAUACUCUGAAGGCAAACGUCUACUGUUUGCGAUGAUCUGGUGCUUCUGUCCCCAACCAAGGCCUGCCUACAGCAGCACCUAGAUAUUCUGCACAGAUUCUGUCAGACCUGGGCCUUGACAGUGAAUCUCAGUAAGACAAAAAUAAUGGUGUCCAACAAAUUCAAAUUCUAUCUAGACACCAUUGCCCUCGGGCACACAAAGAACUAUACCUACCUCAGCCUAAACAUCAGCACCACAGGUACCUUCCACAAUGCUGUGAAUGAUCUGAGACAAGCCAAGAAGGACCUUCUAUGCCAUCAAAAGCUAAACAUACUGGAACCAGUUAUAGAACCAAUUGCCCUCUAUGGUUGUGAGGUCUGAGGUCUACUCACCAACCCAAAAAGUUACAAAAUGGGACACACACCAAAUCAAAUUGAGACUCUGCUUGCUUAAUUCUGAAGAAAAAAAAUAUCUGUGUAGAACAUAAAACCCAAACUAAUGCAUCCAGAGCAGAAUUAGGACGAUAUCCGCUAAUGAUCAAAAUCCAGAAAAGAGACGUUAUGUUGUACAACCACCUAAAAGGAAGCAACACCUAAACCUUCCAUAACAGAGCCAUCACCUCCAAAGAGAUUAACCUAGAGAAGAGUCCCCUCAGCCAGCUUGUUCUGGGACAUUGUUCACAAACAAUAACAGACCCCACAGAGCCCCAGGACAGCAACACAAUUAGACCCAACCAAAUCAUGAGAAAACUAUAUGACACAUUGGAAGUAAUUAACCAAAAAAACUGAGCAAAGUGGAAUGCUACCUUGCCCUAAAAAGAGAAUAUACAGUGGCAGAAUACCUGAGGACUGUGCACUGGCAUAAUGCAGUUUCUCUGGACCCCCCAAAGGUCGGAGUUCGCAACUGUCCUGUAUAUCCUACCUGAACGUGCAUGACAUGAGCCAUUCCUCGGGCUCUCUCCCAGCUUAGAUAGAAAGUUGUGUAAAACCAAUUUCUUUUUUUCUAUGUAGAGGCCUGUAGUUGCUACAGUAUGCGGCUGCGUCUGCUUGCAUUUUUGUGUGCAAAUGUUUAGCACAGCCUGUAGGUCCAGGUUACAGGCCCGACUGUUUUCUAUACUGACUAUUGACAACCCAUACAGAUUUUUCUGCGACAUUGUGCAUUAUUUGUCCAUUGCGCUGCACACAAUUUAAACUUAGUCUUGAAUGGUGCAUAGCAUGAUAUACCAGAGAUAAGGGACUGUUAAUAUUGCAACCACAACUCAAAUGACAGUUCACCAGUGUGAACAAAAUCAAGAACGCAAGAACUGUUAUCCACUAAAGAUAUAUGUUUGCAUCUGCCAAUUUACUGGCUGUCCAGUAUACAGACAACAUGUCCCAGCGCUUCCUAGGCCUACAAUUAAGGAGAAUGCGAUAGGCUCAAUUAAAGAUGUUGCAGAACUGCUAUAUUUGAAGCACCACUUCAUUCUUCCCAGUUUCCCUGAUGUUGCUACGGAAAUCAAGCGGUUUAUAACCAUCCCUGUAACUGUCUGUCUGUGAAGAGAUCGUUUUCUAAACUAAAACUCAUGAAGAAUUAAGAAGAGUUAGACUCUCGGUCUGACAUGCACUUUUGAACACCUAAGUAAGCUCCACUCAUGGCACUGGCGCCGUCGUAGUUCUGACCAGGUAUUUGCUCACCAAUAUCCCCUUAAUUUCAAUCAGUUUCAUUUUUUUCAAGGCCUGAGGGACUUUGAUCAGUCACAUUAUUGAAGCCCAAUAAACAAAUACUUAGCUUCCUAGUACAUAUGUAAAUUAAAAAGGUUUAUGAAUGACCUUUUGGAGGGUUACUUUGAAAAUGAUUUAUUAAAUAAAAUACAAAUAGACCAAUGUCAGACAGGCGCAUGGGCCCUCAUUGGGCUGUGGGGGUAUCCAGUACACCAGUGCCACGGUGACUGACCCAAACCUAAGAAAAGCUUUGCCUAUUUACAGACUCCAUGAGCCUUGCUACUGAGAGAGGCCGCCAUAGGCAGAGAGAGAGAAGAAAGGCUAUGUGCCCACUGUCAACAAAACAAGGUGGAAACUAAGAUGCACUUCCUAACCUCCUGAGGGGAAAGGGCCAUAUUUCCUUCAGUUCACACAGACCAAGAAAGAAUUUGAAAACCAAUCAAAUAUUGACAAACUCCCUUAUUUGUCAAAAUACCGCAGUGUGCAAUCACAGCAGCCAUAUUUGUGACCUAUUGCCACAAGAAAAGGGCAACCAGUGUAGCACAAACACCUUUGUAAAUACAACCUAUAUCUGUUUAUUUUCCCUUGCCAUUCAUACUACAACUAUUUUAAUAAUAUAACAUUUGAGAUGUCUUUAUCCUUUUGAAACGUUUGUGUUUGUAAUGUUAACUAUUAAUUUCUGAUUGCUUAUAUCACUUUUGUUUAUUGUUUUUCACUUGCUUUGGCAAUAUAAACAUGCGUUUCCCAUGACCGUAUAUCCCCUUUGAAUUGAAGUGAAUUGAAUUGAGAGAAAGAGCAGAGCGAGAGAGAAGGAAGAGAAAGUGUAAGGGAGAGAGAGAGCGCUUGAGGGAUAUAGUGAGAGAACGAAAGGUGAGAAAUAGAGGGAGAGAAAGAGAGAAGAGAUCAAGAAAAAGUAAGGGCCAUCUCCAUUUCGUACAGGUUAGUUAAGCAUUUGUACAAAAAGGCAUCAAUCACAUUAAAAGCUGGAAAUAUUGUAACUUAAACAUAAAGACUAUCAUCCCUGGGACAACACACACACACAUAAAAUGGAAUGCAGGAAAAUGUAAUAACAUGUUUCCAUAUAUCUGGUGUACAAUGUCAUGUAAAUAUAUCUGCCCUGCUGAGGGGUAGAGAGACAAAGACUGACUGCAUUAUACAACCAUGGGACAAUAAAAUGACUUUACAGAAA
Molecule: messenger RNA, 11449 nt
Organism: Salmo salar (Atlantic salmon)
Lineage: Eukaryota; Metazoa; Chordata; Actinopteri; Salmoniformes; Salmonidae
Cellular component (GO): nucleus
Source: RefSeq, a predicted model, not a curated record